AUGUUCGGCCCAAGGCAAAAUUCUCACGAAGGAAUUACAGUAAGCCAUUUCGCGGUAGAUGAACUACGAAAAUCCUUGUCUGGUUCUGAACAGAGGAUAUUUGACAAAUUCACAGAAUACAUGUCAAAGUAAGUAUAUAAGAGAAAUUUAAAAAUCCUGAAAAUCUGGUGUAUGUAAAAGGAUGCCAUAGUGUAACUUUUAAAAGUACAAUAUUCAGUAUAUAAUUUUGUAAAUAAUGCUUUCAGAUACCGCCGAUCGUACGCCGAUGAAGAUGAACUACGUUAUCGUUACCGUAUUUUCCGAGAAACGAUAAAAGAAAUUAAAGCUAGGGGAAUGUCGGACGAAAUCAAUGCUAAACAUUUUACCGAAUUCACCGACUGUCUGCCAGUGGACUCGCGGUUCAUGUGA
Bursaphelenchus okinawaensis is the source of this 408-nucleotide messenger RNA. The record is from the annotation of a GenBank genome assembly. NCBI's taxonomy places the organism in Eukaryota, Metazoa, Nematoda, Chromadorea, Rhabditida, Aphelenchoididae.